AUGGGUGCCAAUGAAUCUGGAGAAGAAAUCAGUAUUCAAGAGGCCUAUAACUGGUACAACAAAUUUAUGACAGAUUGCCCAUCGGGACAAUUGACCCUGUAUGAAUGCAAGGCAUUUCUGGGUCUGCAUGGUAUGAAUCCAGAUGCAGAUCACUAUGUUGAUCAAGUGUUCAAUACUUUUGACUUGAAUAAGGAUGGCUUUAUUGACUUCUUGGAGUUUAUAGCUGCAAUAAAUCUCAUUAUUCGAGGGAAAAUUGACCAAAAAUUGAAAUGGUAUUUUAAGCUAUAUGAUGCUGAUGGAAAUGGAGCUAUUGAAAAAAGAGAACUUGUAAAAAUAUUCAGGUCUGUUCAGGCUAUCACAGGCAACCAAGAUACUACUCCUGAAGAGUUCACAGAAAUGGUAUUUGAGAAGGUUGACAUCAACCAUGAUGAGGAAAUCUCUUUAAAAGAAUUCAUCAAUGGAGUGGAGAGGGAUGAGAAUCUCUUCAGAACGAUUUCAAAGUUCUUCGACCUUUCCAAUGUACUGAAAAUUAUACAAGGUGGCAGAAAAAAAAGUAAAGCCAUAAACAGAGUCAAAUUGACCAAGUCGAUCAGAAAAGAUAUUCAGGAAAAAGCUCUUUCAAAUCAGUAUGUGGCCGAAGUUAAAAUCACAACAUUACAUAAAAUGCAAGAUAAAAUAAACCAUCAGCAGUACAGUGUUAAAGCCAGCCAUACAGGUGUGCUGCUCAUGCCAGCAUGA
Eublepharis macularius is the source of this 738-nucleotide messenger RNA. It is a transcript of the gene GUCA1C, whose product is annotated as guanylate cyclase activator 1C. The transcript has 5 exons. Gene Ontology annotation, molecular function: calcium sensitive guanylate cyclase activator activity; calcium ion binding. The coding region runs from base 1 to 738 and encodes 245 amino acids. NCBI's taxonomy places the organism in Eukaryota, Metazoa, Chordata, Lepidosauria, Squamata, Eublepharidae. The record is from RefSeq and is a predicted model, not a curated record.